This is a messenger RNA of Ailuropoda melanoleuca (giant panda), 1776 nucleotides long. RefSeq names its product butyrophilin like 2 (gene BTNL2). NCBI's taxonomy places the organism in Eukaryota, Metazoa, Chordata, Mammalia, Carnivora, Ursidae. Gene Ontology annotation, biological process: regulation of cytokine production; T cell receptor signaling pathway. The transcript is spliced from 9 exons. The record is from RefSeq and is a predicted model, not a curated record. Bases 1 to 1776 code for a protein of 591 amino acids. Gene Ontology annotation, molecular function: signaling receptor binding. Gene Ontology annotation, cellular component: external side of plasma membrane.
AUGUUGGAUUUUCCAGGAUACAGUGUGUCUGGCGCAGUUGCCUCUUUCUUCUUCAUACUGCUCAGCAUGAGGCAGCCAGAUAACUGGAGAGUGAUUAGUUCUACACAUCCUAUCCUGGCCAGGAUUGGGGAAGAUGCCCUACUAACCUGUCAGCUCCUCCCCAAGAAGACCGCAAUGCAUAUGAAGGUGACAUGGUACCGCUCGGAGCCCAGCACACCUGUGUUUGCAUCCUGGGAUGGAGCUGAUGCGACCGAGAUGCAGAUGGAGGAGUACAGAGGCCGGGUAGAGUUCAUAAAAGAUGGCAUUCAUGAGGGGAAUGUGGCUCUGAAGAUAAACAACAUCCAACCAUCUGAUAAUGGGCAAUACUGGUGCCAUUUCCAGGAGAAUAACUAUUGUGGAGAAACAAGCUUGCUGCUUAAAGUAGCAGGUCUGGGGUCUGCCCCUUACAUUCACAUGGAGGGACCUGCGGAAAGUGGAGUCCAGCUCGUGUGCACUGCAAAAGGCUGGUUCCCAGAGCCCCAGGUUUAUUGGGCAGAUAUCACAGGAGAGAAGUUGCUGGCUGUCUCUGAGCAUUCCAUCCAAGAUGACAAUGGCCUAUUCUAUGUGGAAACCACUCUUGUGGUCAGGAAUGAUUCUGUGGAGACCGUGUCCUGCUUCAUUCACAACCCCAUCCUCAAUGAGGAGAAGAUCUCAAUCAUCUCCAUUCCAGAGAAACUCCAGAAUGAGCUAGCUUCUUUAAAAGUGAUUGGACCUUCCGAACCCAUCCUCAUCAGAGUGGGUGAAGACAUACAAUUAACCUGUUACCUGUCCCCCAAGACUAAUGCACAGAGCAUGGAGGUGAGGUGGGUCCAAUCACACCGUUAUCCUGCUGUUUACAUGUAUGCGGAUGGGGAACAUGUGACUGAAGGGCAGAUGGCAGAAUAUAGAGGGAGGACAAUGUUGGUGAGUGAUGCCAUUGAUGAGGGGAGACUGACCCUGCAGAUACACAAUGCCACAACGUCAGAUAAUGGGCAGUACCGGUGCCUUUUUGGAAAAGAUGGUGUCUAUCAGGAGGCCAGUUUCGAUCUGAAGAUAGUAGGUCUAGGUUCUUCCCCAUUGAUCACCAUAAAGGAACAGAAGGAUGGAGAAAUAGAGCUGAUAUGCAGUUCAGAAGGGUGGUUCCCAGAGCCCCAUGUGCAAUGGAAGGAUAUGGAAGGAAAGAUAAUACCAUCAUUUUCAGAGGUUCUGACUGAAGGCAGCCAUGGGCUGUUCCAUGUGGAGACAUCUCUACUGGUCACAAACAGCUCUAUUGUGAACAUAACUUGUUCCAUUAACAACCCCCUUCUUGAUGAGGAGAAAAUAGCAACUUUUUCUCUCUUAGAGCCCAUGAUGAGUUUUUCAUGGAAGAUAGUGCUUAUUUGGAUAUUACUUCUUGUUGUACCUGUAGGCCUGCUCAUGAGGAAGAGCUGUAAAAAAGUGAAUGUGACAUUGGAUCCAAAUACAGCUCACGCAGGACUGAUCCUUUCUGAGGGAUACAAGCAUGUGACCCAUGAACAUUCAUGCAGCCAUACAUCCGAGACAUUCAACAGCUUGCUCAAUGUGCCAGGCCAGGAGGGGCUGAUGUCAGGAAAUGGUACUGAGAAAUGGAGGUUGGAGACAAGACAGUAUAGGUCCCAGGCCAAAAACACAACAGCACCCAGGAAAAUCCCAAGUAUGAAGAAAGUCCCAGCAAAUGCUACCUUCCAAGGAGAGGUCCUAGGGAAGAAGGAUUCUGAUACAGAGGCCCCCAAAACCUGA